AUGUGCUAUAUAAGAGGCGGUGGAAGGUGUGGAGUUAUAGGGGACGCGGAUAAAGAGCGUGAAAGAAGAUUUUCUCAAGCGAGGAUUGAUAGCAUCAUCUAUUAUGUGCGGAUUUUGAUCAAUGCUUCCCGCUGGACUUGGGAUCAGGGGAGAUUUGAGCUGAGGUCUGGGGAUGUACAAUGCGAAAUCGAAAACCACAAGGAGGUAUUCGGUUCGCUCAACAGCACCGGAAGGAAGCUGUUGGGCAGCCUCACCUCCCAGGACGACGCGGUAAUGUUGCAGCGCCGGCUGGACGAGAUGAACCAGCGGUGGAACCAUCUCAAGAACAAAUCCAUGGCCAUCAGGUAA
Molecule: messenger RNA, 348 nt
Organism: Nezara viridula (southern green stink bug)
Lineage: Eukaryota; Metazoa; Arthropoda; Insecta; Hemiptera; Pentatomidae
Source: the annotation of a GenBank genome assembly